Molecule: messenger RNA, 504 nt
Organism: Vitis vinifera (wine grape)
Lineage: Eukaryota; Viridiplantae; Streptophyta; Magnoliopsida; Vitales; Vitaceae
Exons: 2
Coding region: 1-504 (167 amino acids)
Source: RefSeq, a predicted model, not a curated record
AUGGGUUUUCCUGCAGAUCCUCGUUCUGAGCCCCGCCGCCAUUGUCGAGAAAGCUUUGCUCUAGAACAAUGGAAUCAAGUAUGGCUCCAUCAGCAUUCCCCAAAACUUCCCGAGCCAAGGGAAGUCCCUCCUGCUCCGUCCACUUCAGCUCCUUCGGAGCCUGUACCAAAUGCAGCAUCAUCUGAUGCCCCACCCACUAUUCCUCCUACCUCAGAGCCGCCCAUCACUAUCCCUAGUGCAGAGUACCGUGCCUUGCUCGCUUCUUUUCAGACUCUGACCACUACUCAGAUGGCCAUUAUGGAGCGGAUGGACCACUUCCAGCUUCAGCAGGACCAGCAGACUCUCAUUCUCCGUGAGAUUCAGCAGCACCUCGGUCUUUUGCCACCAACUCCACCUGUAGAGAAGCCUUCCUCAGCUUCUAACGGAUUAGAAUUCAGCCCACUUGAGCCCAAUAGUUCAAAAAUUGGCAAGCCCAGGCUCCACCCACUAUCACCUGGAUACUAA